CCCUACUAGUACUACUCUACUCCUAUAUCCUUUUUCGACUAUGACUACGACGAGGACAACGACGUUGACUACAGCUACGACCACGACGACGACGCAUUAUUGAUUCGUUAAUUAUUUGUCGGAGAAAACCUUGAAUUUUCGUUUGCGUUUUGAAAUUCAAUAUGAUUGCAUGUUGUUUGCUGGAAUUCAGAAAUUGGUUCUCUGAGUUUUCUGGCUCCAAAUUUCCAAGUGAUCAUCGGGACUUCGAAGGCGUUUACCGUUCAUCCUUGGUGAUGCAGUGCUGCGAGGUGCCCCCACCCGAAGAGAAAGAUGUGAUCGUCCAUCAAGUGAUUGCGGAACCAACCACUGAGGGCGGGAAGGAGUCUCAAGUGGUCCCCAUUGUUGAGGUGCCUGACAAUAAGGCUACAACUGAAGAGAUAGAGUAUGAAGACCCGGUGCAAGAGGCAGGUGCACAAGAGCUGGUCACCCAACCUGUUGCCCCACAAGCUUCCUUCUGCAAGCUCUUUUCCCAGAUGGAUUGCGUAGAGCUGCUGGUCUUGACGGUGGGUCUCAUUUGUGCGAUGUGCCACGGAGUAGCGCAAGCACUUUUGGUCAUUAUCUUCGGUGACCUCAUUGACGCCCUUGGUGGAAGCCCGGAUGAAGUUCAACGGGAAACGGAACGGCUUUGUCUGCUGAUGUGCGCCGUGGGUGGGGGUGCCCUGGUGGCUGCCACGCUGCAAGGGGCCUCCUUCAAGAUCUUGUCUGACUCCCAAACGAUGAAAUAUCGUGUGAUGUACUUCCAGGAUGUACUUCACCAGGAUGUCAGCUGGUUUGACACAAAAGAAGUGUCGGCCCUGUCGGCGGAGAUCCAAGACGACUUGGCCAAGAUUCAAGAGGCUUUUGGAGACAAGUUCGGCAACGGGGUGAUGGCACUUUCGGCCUUCUUGGGAGGCUUUGCGUGUGCGUUUGGGCUUGGCUGGCUCUUGGCCCUCAUCUUGUGCGCAGUGCUUCCUUUCAUGGCCCUUGGCACCUAUUUUGUAGGCAAGGCAGUGGCGCAGGUUCAGAUGGAGUCCCAAGGCUGGUACGGCAAAGCAGCUUCCGUGGUGGAAGAGUGCCUCCAUGGCAUGCGCACCGUUGUGGCCUUCGGCGGUGAACAGAAAGAGCUCGAGAAGUUCUCCCAUGCCGUCGCCCAAACACGCAAGGGAGGCGUGCGGAACGGCUUGCGGAUCGGCUUUGGGACCGGCUACUCUUGGUUUGUGGAGUAUUCCAACUAUGCCUUGGCCUUCUAUGCGGGACUGAACUUCGCCUACAAUGGGGACAUCAACCCCGCCACUGGUGAGACCUGGAGAACGGGCGAUAUCAUGUCGAUUUUCUUGUGCAUUUUCAUUGGCAGCUUCAUGUUGGGACAAAUCGACCCCAGCAUCAAGGCCUUCCAAGCAGCUCAGAUGGCUGCAGGUCGCUUCUUCCAAGUCCAUGAUGCAAAGCCUGCCAUUCAGAGAAGAGAUGAGGAUGAGAGGCAAGAGUUGAGCAGCAUCGAGAACUUUGCAUUUGAUCAAGUGCACUUCCACUACCCGGCUCGGCCCAGCGUGAAGAUCUUGAACGGAGUGUCUUUGACGAUCCAGCGGGGUCAGAAAGUGGCCUUUGUGGGGGAGUCGGGCUCCGGAAAGAGCACCAUCAUGGCCCUAUUGGAACGCUUCUACGACCCAAGCUCAGGCAUGGUCUCUGUCGAUGGGCAGGACAUGCGGAAGUUCAAGAUCAGCUCCUUAAGACGAUGUAUUGGCUAUGUGGGGCAGGAGCCGGUGCUGUUCUCCCAAUCGAUUCGGGCGAACAUCAUGCAAGGGAAUCCGGAGGCCAGCAAGGAACAGUUUCAACAAGCCUGUGCCGAUGCACAGCUGGGCUUUGUCGAGAACUUACCGGAGAAGUACAAUACCUUUGUGGGAGCUGGCGGUGGACAGCUCUCGGGUGGGCAGAAGCAGCGCAUCGCCUUGGCCCGAGCCUUGCUGAAGGAGGCGUCCUUCCUCUUCUUGGAUGAGGCCACGAGUGCAUUGGACAAUACCUCUGAGAAGAUGAUCCAGCAGACCAUCGACAGCAUCAGCAGCAAGGGCGAAGGUACCCGUCGCUUGGGUAUCGUGAGCAUUGCCCACCGCUUGAGCACCAUCCGGAACUCUGACCUGAUCUAUGUCUUGAGCAGGGGCGAGGUGGUCGAACAGGGCAAUCACGAAAGUCUGAUGGACCGCAAGGGCGUCUACUACGCACUGGUUGCCGCGCAAGAAUCCUCAGAGAAGGUAGGCGAGGAGGAUGAGCCGGAUAUCCCACACCAGCCAACAGUGGCUUUGAUGAGGGCGCAUUCUGGGGAGAGUGAUGAAUCUGAACUGGCUCGCAAGGAGCGGGAGAAGAAGGAGGAAGAGGACCGUCAGAAGAGUAUUAAUGACAACUACAAGGUGCCUAUGUCUCGGCUCAUGAGUUACAACAAGCCGGAAUGGCCUUUCUUCGUGCCUGCCAUCCUUGGAGCCUUGAUCGAAGGUGCUGCCAUGCCGGUGUGUGCCGUUGCCUUGGUGGGAUCCAUGGAUGCCUUCUUCAAGCUUCAAGUGCCGGCAACCAGAGAGGAGGCACGAGAAGAAAUCCUCUUCCUGUGCUUGGUCUUUCUGAUCAUUGCGGUCUCUGUCCUGGUGGGUUGUGUCAUCGAGCAUGGAAGCUUUGCUCUUCUGGCCGAGUCCAUGACCUGCCGGCUUCGAGUGGCCAUCUUGAAGGCGAUCUUUCGACAAGAGAUUGGCUUCCACGACGAUCCAGAAAACACACCAGGCAUGAUGUCCAAAGCCUUGGAGAUCUGGGCCUUCCGUGUGAGCACGCUGUGCAAGUCCAUUGGCGCCAAAGCGGCGGCCCUGAGCUCCGUCUUGGUGGGUCUCAUCAUCGCCUUCGUCUACUGCUGGCAGAUGGCUUUGGUGAUGCUGGGCACCGUGCCCAUCAUGGUCGCCGCCAACGCCGUGCAGAUGUUGGUCAUGCUGGGCGCUUCCAAGGUGGACAAUGAAGGGAUCAAACAUGCAGCACAGAUCGUGAGCGAUUCCGUCAUGAAUGCUCGCACGGUUCAAGCCUUGAAUGUGGAGAGGAAUUUAGUGCAGAUGUAUGCGACGUUGGUGGGGAAAUCGACUGAAGGCAUGUGGAAGCGUAACUUCUUGGCCGGGCUUGGCUUUGGCAUUGCAUCUGGAGUCAUGUUCUUUGUCAUUGCUGGAGGCUUCUAUUACGCUUCCGUCCUCCGAAGGGAGGGUGUCGCCACCUUCAGUGAUACGAUGAUGGCCUUCAUGGGUGUCUUCUAUGCUGGCUUGGGUGCUGGGCAGUCGGCAGUUUUCAUAGGUGAUGCAGCGAAGGCCAAGGUGGCUUGCCAUGACAUGUUCAAGCUGUUGGACCGUGCCUCCAAGAUUGACGGCAUGGAGCCCAAGGGAGAAGUGCCCAGUGGGCCAACUGCCUUGGAGGCUGGCACCAUCGAGUUUGAUCAGGUGAAAUUCUUCUACCCCUUCCGACCAGAAAUCCAAGUGCUCAAGGGUGUGAACUUCAAGAUUCGCAAGGGCCAGUCUGUUGGCUUGGUCGGGCCUUCUGGAGGUGGGAAGAGCACAGUGAUGUCUUUGAUCCAGCGUUUCUAUGACCCGCAGGAAGGAUCUGUCUACAUUGGCGAGGCCCGAAAGCCGCUGGCGGAGCUGAACAUUCGCUGGUGGCGUCAGCAGAUCGGGUUUGUCGGGCAGGAGCCCGUCUUGUUCAACACCAGCGUGCGGAACAACAUCCUCUAUGGGGUGGACGGUGAUGUGGAUGAGGAAUAUAUCAAGAAGUGCGAGAAGAUGUGCAAUCUGAAGUUCCUCUACAAGUCCGGCAAUCAAGGACUGGCCACGGAGGUCGGGCCCCGUGGCAGCCGCUUGUCCGGUGGGCAGAAGCAGCGUGUGGCCAUCUGCCGUGCGCUGAUGCGGAACCCUGCAGUGAUGCUGCUGGAUGAGGCGACCAGUGCCUUGGACUCGCAGAGCGAAGCCAUCGUCCAGGAGGCGCUGAACGCUGCGCGCGAGGGCCGGACCUCCUUCGCCAUUGCCCAUCGCUUGUCGACCAUUGAGAGCUGCGACGUGAUCUUGGUGAACGCCGACGGGCGUGUGGUCGAGUCCGGCACACAUGGAGAGCUUAUGGCCUUGAAAGGGGUCUACUACAAGCUACAGAUGCAGUCCCGCAGGUAGCUUACAGAUGCAGCAAAGUAGCUGGAGCCGCUGGAGUCGUAGAAUCUCUGAGCUUGAAGACUCACGUUGGAAGAAAUCCCUGGUG
Molecule: messenger RNA, 4275 nt
Organism: Durusdinium trenchii
Lineage: Eukaryota; Dinophyceae; Suessiales; Symbiodiniaceae
Source: the annotation of a GenBank genome assembly